This is a messenger RNA of Pelodiscus sinensis (Chinese soft-shelled turtle), 1111 nucleotides long. The record is from RefSeq and is a predicted model, not a curated record. NCBI's taxonomy places the organism in Eukaryota, Metazoa, Chordata, Testudines, Trionychidae.
UUUCUUCUACUGUGUAUGAACGGGGCUUAUUUGCCUUUCAGGAGUCGGUCGUCCCGGUUAUUCAGCACCCUAGUCCUGCAUCUCCUCGUUAUUUACGUCUCCGUACCAUUCCUUGUGCGUCUCUUUCCUGCGCUGCUGAACAAGUUUGUCUUUCUCAAUAUCCUGGCCUUCCCCUUUGUGGAACUUGGGAAGCCGGAAUUGUGGCUGAACCACACUGUCAACUUCUAUCUCAGCCCCGAGCCGGAGGUCUCCAUUGGCGUGUGGCAUGUGUUGCCUGCCAGCAGGGGGACAGAGGCUCAAGGGAAGGACCACAGCUGGUAUGAAGAAGCUCUUGCAGACGAUAAUCCGGUUAUAAUUUAUCUCCACGGCAGUGGAGGCAACAGGGCUUCUGGGCACAGAGUUUCCUUGAUGAAGGCGCUGAGCGGUGCCGGCUUCCACAUCCUGGCUCUCGACUACAGAGGGUACGGGGACUCCACUGGCUACCCCAGUGAGACGGGAUUCACCACAGAUGCCCUGUUCCUCUAUGACUGGGUAAAAGCCCACAGCGGAAAUAGCACCGUGGCCGUCUGGGGACAUUCCUUGGGGAGCGGGGUAGCCACAAAUGUGGCAAGAAAACUGCUUGAAGAAAGAGGCAACCAGGUGGACCUGAUCGUUCUGGAAUCUGCCUACACCAACAUUCGGGAGGCAGCCGCUCACAUCCCCUUCACCAAAAUCUACCGCCAGUUCCCAGGGUUCGAGUACCUCGUCCUCGACUCCAUGGCCCUGGGGGACAUGUAUUUCCGCAGCGACGAAAAUGUUAAAGUGCUCUCCAGUCCCCUCUUGAUUCUGCAUGCGGAAGAUGAUCCCGUCUUACCCGCCCACCUGGGUCAAAAGCUCUUCGAGAUUGCGCUCGCCGCCUAUGAGAACAAAGACCAGGUCCGGCUUGUUUCCUUUCCGGAGCAGCUGGGCUUCGCCCACGAAAACAUCUGUUCCCACCCAGAGCUGCCUGACAUCGUCAAAGACUUCCUGAAGAAGUUCAAGUGAUAACACCUACUCCAGGGGAUGCUACCUGCGCCACAGACCGAAGCGAUGCCCUGGCAGAGACUUUCAAUAAAGCCACAACACCACCAUU